This is a messenger RNA of Archocentrus centrarchus (flier cichlid), 1492 nucleotides long. RefSeq names its product non-compact myelin associated protein (gene ncmap). NCBI's taxonomy places the organism in Eukaryota, Metazoa, Chordata, Actinopteri, Cichliformes, Cichlidae. The coding region runs from base 294 to 752 and encodes 152 amino acids. The record is from RefSeq and is a predicted model, not a curated record. Gene Ontology annotation, cellular component: plasma membrane; paranode region of axon; Schmidt-Lanterman incisure. The transcript is spliced from 4 exons. Gene Ontology annotation, biological process: regulation of myelination. Gene Ontology annotation, molecular function: structural constituent of myelin sheath.
CACACACAGAUAUCUGUGAUUGUUCCUGAACUCUCUCUCUCUCUCAGUGCAUCUGUCGCAUAUGUUUGUACCUGUGCGGCUGUGAUUUUAGCUGGAUCUGGGAUUUAUUCUCCUCUCUUGGAGUAGCUCACACAGCUCUUCUACCCCUUGGUGUCUCCCUCCCCAGACCUGCUGCGAGUCCGGACUAUGCCCCCCUCAGUCAGCUGAGGGAGGGGGCUCUGCACUGCUCAGGCUCCCAUCUGGAGAAGGCUUGGGCUGAAAUCAAAGAGGAGGCGGUCAGGUUAUUCCUGAAGAUGCAAGCUUCAACUGCCUCACCAGUGACCAGCACCGCAGUAACUACAAACACAACCGCUGUCACCAAGUCCAAAGAACAAAUACUCAUCCAGAGUUCUGGAGCUAUGAUUGCUCUCAUUGUCAUUGGCAUCAUUAUCAUUCUCGCCAUUUUACUCAUCAUCCUGAAGACAUACAACAGGCAUACACGUGAAUCCAGACUCCUCGGACCCGGCAGAGGCUCAAAACCUCGGCCGAAGAUGUCACAAUCCACAGUUCAGAGCAACUUACCGCUAACCCAAAUGGGAAUCAGCUCUGUCUCAGGCAGCAUCACCAACUCAAACCCAGCCUCAGAGCACAGCUUCCAGCUGACCAGAGCGGAGCUGAAUGGUGUGGAGGAGAAUCAGAUAGAGCGGAUCAGCACCAACAGUGGAUCCACUGCGGUCACCAUACAUGACAAUCCAUCAGUCGAAAACACAUAGCACCAAGACUUUUGGUUUGGUCUCAAAUCAGGCACUGACUGAUGUGUUGUCACAUGCUGUGCUGACUGAAUCCUGUGGAAUCUCAAUCUGUGAUGUUCUCACUGUUAAAUCCCCACCAGCUGCUAGUGACUACAUGGAUGACACGAGGCCUUUUGGGUGUACAACAAUUCAAAAUAUGAACAAAGCAGCACCAGAAACAGACACAAGGGAUAUGAAGGAUCUGAAAACUGAAACUUCCUUUUGAAGAACUUUGGCUAAAGUCAGUGUUCAUUGCUGUUUGUGCUCUUUGCUGAUGUUCCAGUACUAACGAAGUAAUGAAGUAAUGUGUGGUAUAGACUGUAAUGGCUGGAUAAUAUUGGUCUCGGCUGUGCACAUUUCUCUUUUCAUGAGAACCACAGAUGUUUGUGAGUAAAUGUAGAAUGAGUCUAACUGAAGGCAUAAAAGAGGAUAACUCUUUGUAGUUGUGUAAUGGACACCCGUUAUGACUGAGGAAAUAUGUGAGUUUUGCAGAUUUAUCCUCUUACUGAUCUGGUUAACUUUGCAUCAUUCUUUACUUGUGAGCAGUCACACAUUCACUCAGAUUUGUUUGUGUUUUUUUUUUUUUAAUCUACAAAAUAUCAUUGCGUCCUUUUAAAGUAAAGAGUAAAGAGUAAAGAGAGCUUUGUGAAACCAUCUGUCAGCCUUACUUCCUGAUGUGAAUCACUUUUAAUUUGACACUAAAGUAUUUUGCACUUUAUUCU